Molecule: messenger RNA, 1938 nt
Organism: Auanema sp. JU1783
Lineage: Eukaryota; Metazoa; Nematoda; Chromadorea; Rhabditida; Rhabditidae
Source: the annotation of a GenBank genome assembly
AUGGCUAAGGCUAACGCUAUCGGUAUUGAUUUGGGAACUACCUACUCCUGCGUAGGAGUUUUCAUGCAUGGAAAGGUCGAAAUUAUAGCCAACGACCAAGGAAACAGAACUACUCCUUCUUAUGUUGCCUUCACCGACACCGAAAGACUGAUCGGAGAUGCUGCCAAGAAUCAAGUUGCCAUGAAUCCCCAUAACACCGUUUUCGAUGCCAAACGUCUUAUUGGACGUAAGUUCGAUGACUCUGCCGUUCAAUCCGACAUGAAGCACUGGCCCUUCAAGGUUGUCUCUGCUGAAGGAGCUAAGCCAAAGGUCCAAGUUGAGUACAAGGGAGAGAACAAGACUUUCACUCCUGAAGAGAUCUCAUCCAUGGUCCUCACCAAGAUGAAGGACACCGCUGAGGCUUUCCUCGGAUCCGUCGUUAAGGACGCUGUCAUCACUGUUCCAGCUUACUUCAACGACUCUCAACGUCAGGCUACCAAGGACGCCGGAGCUAUUGCUGGUCUCAAUGUUUUGAGAAUCAUCAACGAGCCUACCGCUGCCGCCAUUGCUUACGGUCUUGAUAAGAAGGGACAAGGAGAGAGAAAUGUCCUCAUCUUCGAUCUUGGAGGAGGAACUUUCGAUGUCUCCAUCCUUACCAUUGAAGAUGGAAUCUUCGAAGUCAAGUCCACUGCUGGAGAUACUCACUUGGGAGGAGAAGAUUUCGAUAACAGAAUGGUCAACCACUUCGUUGCUGAGUUCAAGCGCAAGCACAAGAAGGAUCUUGCUUCUAACCCACGUGCUCUUCGCCGUCUUCGUACUGCUUGCGAACGUGCAAAGCGUACUCUCUCUUCAUCAUCUCAGGCUUCUAUUGAAAUCGAUUCUCUCUUCGAAGGAAUUGACUUCUACACUAACAUCACCCGUGCUCGUUUCGAAGAGCUCUGCGCUGAUCUCUUCCGUUCCACCAUGGACCCCGUAGAGAAGGCUCUCCGUGAUGCCAAGAUGGACAAAUCUGCUGUUCACGAUAUCGUUCUCGUUGGAGGAUCCACUCGUAUUCCAAAGGUCCAAAAGCUUCUCUCUGAUCUUUUCUCCGGAAAGGAAUUGAACAAGUCUAUCAACCCCGAUGAGGCCGUCGCCUACGGAGCUGCCGUCCAAGCUGCUAUCCUCUCAGGAGACAAGUCUGAUGCCGUUCAAGAUUUACUUCUUCUUGACGUUGCCCCACUUUCUCUCGGUAUUGAGACCGCUGGAGGUGUUAUGACUGCUCUUAUCAAGAGAAACACCACUAUCCCAACCAAGACUUCUCAAACUUUCACCACUUACUCUGAUAACCAACCUGGAGUACUCAUCCAAGUCUACGAAGGAGAACGUGCCAUGACCAAGGAUAACAACUUACUUGGAAAGUUCGAGCUCUCUGGAAUCCCACCAGCACCAAGAGGAGUUCCUCAAAUCGAGGUUACUUUCGAUAUUGAUGCCAACGGUAUCCUUAACGUAUCCGCUCAAGAUAAGUCUACUGGUAAACAAAACAAGAUCACCAUCACCAACGAUAAGGGACGUCUCUCCAAGGAAGAAAUCGAGAGAAUGGUCAACGAAGCCGAGAAGUACAAGGCUGAUGAUGAAGCUCAAAAGGACCGUAUCGGAGCUAAGAACUCCCUUGAAAGCUAUGCUUUCAACAUGAAGCAAACUCUUGAAGACGAAAAGCUCAAGGACAAGAUCUCAGAGGAUGACCGCAAGAAGAUUGAAGAGAAAUGCGACGAGGUUAUCAGGUGGCUCGACAGCAACCAGACUGCCGAGAAGGAUGAGUUCGAACAUCAACAAAAGGAACUCGAAUCAGUUUGCAACCCAAUCAUCACCAAACUCUACCAAGGAGCCGGAGGAGCCCCAGGAGGUAUGCCAGGCGGUAUGCCAGGAGCUGGAGCCGGAGCUUCUUCUGGAGGAGGACCAACCAUUGAAGAAGUCGACUAA